Messenger RNA from Xiphophorus maculatus (southern platyfish), 2372 nucleotides. RefSeq lists its product as uncharacterized. Lineage: Eukaryota; Metazoa; Chordata; Actinopteri; Cyprinodontiformes; Poeciliidae. Gene Ontology annotation, molecular function: cysteine-type peptidase activity. The transcript is spliced from 11 exons. Gene Ontology annotation, biological process: proteolysis. The coding region runs from base 1560 to 2288 and encodes 242 amino acids. The record is from RefSeq and is a predicted model, not a curated record.
AGCAACUAUUUGCAGGCAUGAGGAAAAAUAACUACUUCCUGAAUAUGCUCAACCCAUCCACGCACAUCUUUCUGCAAAGAAACAUCCUCCACCAUUUCAAUCUUAGGAAGAACACAAAAACCAAACAAAACAUUCUAAAAGUUGCGGGGCCGCAUGCAAAUUUGGUCCUAGACAAAAAUGGAUGCAUCAUAAUGGGCUGUGAGAAAAACCAGCAACAUGCUUGCAGUUUGGAAGCCAGCGUUAUUCAAACUCACCAAUGUUCUCUUGAUGACUCUUUGACAAGCUUACAAACAACUGGAGCAAAUAAAUUCACCUGGACUCAAAAGCCUAAUAACACAGAAAUUACUUUGCUUGCUCAAGUAUUGGACCAAACCAGAGAUCCAGCUGAAUAUGUUGCUUGUGUUGAUGGGCAGGUCCUCACCAGAGGAGACAUGUUCACUCUUGGUUUAUCGCAAGACAUGAAUGGGCAGGUGAGUUUAAAUAUUUUUCAAGCCAUAUCAGUGUUAAAGUUGUUUUUUAUGUUGUUAAAAUAUGACUGCUACAAUUCUUCAAAGAUUCUGAACUCCUGUCUGAAAGUUGUUGAAAGAAUGUGCAUCAACAAGGUAUGUCAAUUUAUGUAACCUACAUUUGUUUCAUGAUAUUUGAGAGGUUGGAAUCGUAUAAAAACUAAAAGAGUAAAUCUCAUAAACGUGGAAAUGAAAAACAAUGUCAGGCAUGGUUUCGGAUGUGAAUUUAACAUAGAUGACAAAAAAGUGUCUCUUUACUUUGAACUUCUUGAUUGUCCCUUUUUUAUUAUUAUUUCUCUAGGGCAUCAAAGUUUUUGCAGGAAACAGUCAUGUAGUCCACACCUGGUUUCCACCUCUUUCCCUUGACCCAGCACAACACCUACCAGUACAUCCUGUUGAUAAAUUUAUGUUCACCUUUGGAGGUCAGAUUCACCACAAUAUAUUAAUUAUUUGAUUUAAUUGGAAGCCGCAGGCACAAGAUCUGGACUGGGUUCUGAUUCCUGUGUGGCAUCCUGGACAUUGGACACUAUGCGUUAGUACAAUACUUAUUUGAUAUUCACCUUCAUAUUUACUGCCUUUCUUGAAAGUAGUCAAAUUCAUUCAUUAAUGUGCAGUAGUGUUCACCAUCAGUGCGACAUAUUAUUUCAGAUUCUGAAGCCUAAACAUAGGGAGAUUUUCUUCCUUGAUUCUAUCAAUGGCACUGGCUUCACUGAUGAAAACCGCAUCAGAACAUUAAGGUUUUAUAGGAAUAAGUUUGAGUGUGGCAUGUGUUCAAUAUGUUGUUCCGUUGUUCCACGGAGGCAAAGGUUCAGCAUUAAUCUUCAUUUUUAUGUAACAGUAAAUAUACAAAUUGAAUUUGUGAAUAACAUUUUAAUGUCUGAAAUUUGAUAAGACACACAUUUUGUAAGCAGUUUCUUGUUUCUUUUUAACAAAGACAUGGGUUAAAGCUGGACCAUCAAGAGACCGUUCUGUCUCACAUCUGUCUUGCAUUUUCAUACAUCUUUAUAAUUUUUAUGUUGUGAAAUAUACCCUUGCUAAUUUUUAACUUCUCUUAUGAUUUGCAUCAUCAGAGAAGUCUGUCUUCAGAUGUCAUCUGGUCCAUGGACAGAAUUUGUUGGCAACGAUGUUGAGGGAUUGCCGAAACAAGGACUGUCCAACAACUGUGGAAUGUUUGUAGUGAUGUAUGCACUGUACUUUGUGAUGGGAGCAUCAUUUGAUUUCAGCGAGAAUGAUAUGAUGACAAUACGAAGAUGGUGGUCUCUCACUCUCUUGACAAACUUCCCUGUGAAGUCCAGAGAAGAACUGCAAAAGGAGAGAAAGCGGAAAAAAGUUGAGGAAAGGGAAAAAUGUGAGACUCUGUUUGCUGAUGACCACAACUAUGCCAAAGCAACCGAGGCACAAAUUGAGGUACAAAGUAUACCGCCAAUCUUACAGAUGCCUUUGAUUGUCCUGGAAGCUAUUCUCCAGGAGGUAAUACUGGCACAGGGAGACACAGCUUACCUCACGUUGGCAUUGACAUGCAAGUCCUUUGAAGCCAUUGUGUCUGACCCAGUGUUCAGGAAGAAGACUCACUUUGCUUGGUUGGAUGGUGAGAUCAACUGGGAAAAUUUUUCUGAAUCAUUCAAGGCAGAAAACAGGAUUCCUUUUGCGGUUAUCCAAUGUUCUUCCUGUAACCGGCAGUAUAAAGACUCUGUGGGCUUCACCGGGCAUGGAAGACGAGGAGAGUUCCCUCGUUACUAUUGUGAUGGCAUACCUGGACACUGCCCUGAAUGCCAGUACUAAAUGCAAGGAAGAUAUUAGUUUUUUUUCUUUUUUUUUUAUGAUGAAGCACAUUUGCCUUUUUUCUUGUUCAGUCAUUUGUUUUUG